GUUUAUAGUGUUUGGUGCUUGUUGUUAUUGUUAUUCUUUCUGUUUUCACUUGAAGUCCUGUCUUCGCUGCCUCCUUAUUCUGACAACUUGUCGGUUUUUUUUCGCCUGUAAUUCUUAGAAUUUUCAUGACACUAGACAAAAAUCAUCCGUGGAGUCCAGAUCUAAGGAGAAAGAGAGAAGUGUUGAAAUAAUUACCCCGGUUAACAGUUGUAUCUCCUGGAGAAAAGAAGGAUGAAUUCAACUCACUAUGAUGAAACCAGACUGGGAAAACAAAAGGCAGAACAAGAAAGUAGACAGAGUUCAAAAAACAACGCGAAGAAAAAAAAAAGAAAGAAUUGAAACACAUAUUAAUUAUCAGUUUUACAUGAAUAGUUUACCAGAAAAGUCUUUUUCAAACAUUAAUGGAAAUAAUAAUUCCAUCGAUUCUUCUUCUACUGAUUAUUGUUAUUAUUAUAAAGAAAUGAUUUAUGCAAAAGACGGUUAUACCAUACGUCCUACAGGAAAGCCAGUGAUAGGAAAUCCAACAACUAAUCGUUUAAAUAUUACUCAAUGUAAUACCUAUAAUAGUUUACCAACACAAAUGACAACCGUGUACGGGAAUCCAAAGAAUCCUAAUUUCUGUAGACUUGAUUCCUCAAACCUUCAGUUAUGCUCAGCACAAAACCAGGCAUUAUCGACGUCUUCUAAUUCGAAUUCCCCGGCUUGUUUGAUGUCAGCAGCAGCAGCGGCAACAACAACAACAACGACAAAUUCUCCAUCAGUAUCAACAUUACCAGCGGGUAUGAUAGACGAAGUUAGAUUAAGCCAAGUGGAAUGGAUACAACAGUUGAAUACACAAGGGAAACUCUCCUCUCCUCACAGCCUACUCCCGUGUAUGAUGAUGGUGAGAAAAGUGGCUUCAGAUAGUAAUAACAAUACUACUAUUACUAAUAACAAUAGUAAUAUAGUUAACGAUAUUACUCCAGUGAAUAAUGCAUUCCAUAAAUCUAAUAAUGAAAAACAUUCUCUAGCCUAUAGACAAAUAGAAUCAUUGAUGAAAUCCAAGGAGAUAUUAACAAGUCAAGGAAAGAAUCAAGACGUCAUUAAUGAUGUUAAUGCUUACAAAGAAGAAGUUGGUGAAGAUGAAAAUAAUUCUUCUGAUAGAUGUACUGUUGAGUAUGAUGAUGAUGAUAACACCAACAGUAAUGAUCAUGAGGAUGUAGAUGGUGAGGAGGACGUUGAAGAUGUUGAUGCUGAUAUUCAACAUUUAUGUCAGGUAUGCGGUGACCGUAGUAGUGGUAAACAUUACGGCCAGUAUACAUGUGAAGGAUGUAAAAGCUUUUUCAAACGUUCUGUACGUAAAUCAGCUAGUUAUAUUUGUAGGUCAGCUGGGCAGUGUCCAGUAGAUGCACAACGACGUAAUCAAUGUCAAGCGUGUCGUAUGUCAAGGUGUUUAUUGGCAGGCAUGAAAAAAGAAUCUGUUCAGCGGGCUCGAGCAAGCUCACAGACACAUAUGUGUCCAUCGACGCCAUAUUCAUCACAUUCUGUGAUAGCAGCUGCUGCAGUCGCAGCAGCUUACUUUCAUGGUACAGGAGGCACUGUCGAUAGCAUUCCAACAGGCUUUAUUCCGUCACAAACAGCACCACCAGUGGAGAAUAGUUACGCCACAGUUCACAGUUCUCAGAGAAAUCCUGUAUUGACAUGCAGCCAGUAUCUUACCCAAUCUAAAUAUAUUACAUCAAAUGGCGUCAAUCGUUUUAGUAAUCAACUACCAGAAAUGCGUUAUAAUCCAUAUGGAGGUGUAAUGAACACAUGUUUCACUCAUCCAAACACUGAAUACACUCCAAAUGUUCCACAGCUGAUAGAAAGCAGAGGAAUUACAAAUUCCGAGAAGAAUUCGUUAUACACUCCGUAUACACAACAGUAUGAGUGUUCACCUACAGUUAGGCAUGCAAAUUCAAGUUCUAAUGAAGUCUACUAUCAUUUGCCUAAUCAAAACGCCCAACAGAUAUAUUAUUCCACGUCAUUGACUCCAACAGUUACACUUUCAUCAUCAUCAUCAUCAGCGAUAUCAACGACUUCUCCAAUCUCCAGAGUAAAUUUCAAUAAAAUUAUAUCAUCACAUAAAGGUACAGAGUUUAUUCAUCCCUUCAACGAUAGAAGUCAAUUGCAAAGAAACCAAUCAAAUACUUAUACUGCAGGAAACAACAUCAUACCCGAUAUGAAUACUAGUGGACAACCGGAUUCUUCAUCAUUCUCUCCAUCUCCGUCAUCAUCAAUGCAUCAUCCACAAGAGAUGUAUUCAUUAAUUAUAGAUUUACAGAAAACAAUUGAAGAAUGGAUUAUGUCAAAGGAAUAUACGAUUAGUCCAAUUUAUUUAGGACAUAAUUAUCAUAUAGAAGCUGUUAUAUUAUCAGCUAAUCAGCUGUUAAACAGAAUAUCAUAUAUACUAAACAAACUUCAGUCAUUUAAACAUGCCUCCCAACAUAAUAGCCAUACUAUGAUGCCUCAUUUAAACGAUUUAAAUAAAAUACAACAUGAUAUAGAAUAUACAUGGAUAAAUGAAUCACUGCUAUUGUUGUUAUCAUCACAAUCAGAAUUUACUGAUUUACAGCAAGAUAAUAAUGAUGUGAUGGCGUCAAUGCAUCAUUUGACAGGGAUGAAUUCAACACCGGAUACAACACAAACAAUAAUUUGUGAAUUAUCAGAAAAAGAACGUGAAUUAUUGAUUAUACAAUCACUGCCAACACUGGUCAUUAUUCAUAUUUAUCAGAUUCUAAUCAAUUGGACAAAUAGCCAAGAUAAUGAAAUUGUCAAAGAGAUUGAAUCAAUCCUCUACAAUGUUAAUCAUUAUAAUAAUUUUAAAUAUUAUAAAUAUAAUGAAUCCUUUGCCUAUUAUACAAGAAAUCAAUUGAUCGAUAAUCAGUCAAUAAGUCAAAUGGUGAAUACACAUUCUAGUGAUGGACAGAAUCACAUCAUCCAUACAAAUGAUGGACAUAAUCAAUUCAACAAUAAUAAUAAUUCAAUAACUUAUCGAUUAUUUACAUUAGUAAAUAAUUUAAAAAGAAAUAACUUUGAUACCUUUGAAUUGGCAUGUAUGAAGACUUUAGUUCUACUAGAUUCUGGUCUAUUGAACAAUGAAUCAUAUACGAAAUCAUUUGAAAUGUUAAAAUGUACUAUUCACAUGGUACUUAUGAAACAUGUAAUCAAUAAAAUCAGUUGUCAAGACAACAAACAACAACAACAUCAUCAUCCACAAGGUGUGAUAACCACAAAUCACUGGAAACUUUUUUAUCGUAUCUCUCGAAGAAUUUUCAGUUUCUAUCAGAUUUCAAAUGAGUUAUGCAGAAUUCAUGGAUUUCGAAAAGUUGAUUCAAAAAGUUAAUUGAACAUUUAACAGAUAAAUAAAUCAAUAAAUAAAGGAAAGGCGGUCAAUUCAAAUGUCAUCUCUACAUGAAUGACUGUUUGAAAGAACAGAGACAAAUAAUUUUUUCUUGUUAAAUAUUUUUUUUCUUUUUCAAGUUUCGAA
Trichobilharzia regenti is the source of this 3508-nucleotide messenger RNA. The record is from the annotation of a GenBank genome assembly. Lineage: Eukaryota; Metazoa; Platyhelminthes; Trematoda; Strigeidida; Schistosomatidae.